Molecule: messenger RNA, 1461 nt
Organism: Psilocybe cubensis
Lineage: Eukaryota; Fungi; Basidiomycota; Agaricomycetes; Agaricales; Agrocybaceae
Exons: 6
Coding region: 1-1461 (486 amino acids)
Biological process (GO): guanine catabolic process
Cellular component (GO): cytosol
Molecular function (GO): zinc ion binding; guanine deaminase activity
Source: RefSeq, a predicted model, not a curated record
AUGGAGUCGAUAAAGAAGUCGUGUAUCUUCUAUGGCGCUGUCAUCAACCCCAAAUCCCUUCAAUCCUUUUCUGUAUCUCCUCAGUGUCUUCUCGCAGUUGAUGCCAUAGGCAACAUAGACUGGAUUGUCGAUGAUGUAGAACCACACACCCUCCAGGAUGUCCUCGCUUCAAAAGGAUGCAUAGAAUCUGAGGUUAUAGCUUUAAGGGAGGGUGAGUUCAUUAUACCUGGCUUUAUUGAUACACAUACACAUGCGCCGCAGGUGCCUAACAUGGGCACAGGUGGUCAAUACGAACUCCUAGACUGGCUUGAGAAUGUUACAUUCCCUACAGAAGCAAAGUUUUCGGAUGUCAAUUUCGCUCGAGAAACAUAUACAUCUGUAGUUCGCCGCGUUAUCGACUCGGGAACUACAACAUGCUGCUACUACGGAAGUCUUCACCUUGAGGCCACAAAGAUUCUGGCGGAUAUUGUGUAUGCUUUCGGCCAGCGAGCCUUUGUUGGUAAAUGCAACAUGAACCGACAUUGUCCUGGCCACUAUAUUGAACCUUCAUUCGAAGAUUCGGUGGCAGACACACAAACAUUAAUAUCAUACAUCCGUUCCUUGUCGCCUCAGCAGGAUAACUCUUCUCAAGAACCACUAGUGCAACCAAUUCUUACACCUCGAUUUGCCAUUUCGUGUACAGACGAUUUGCUAUCAUCACUAGGAAACCUGGCUUCAUCCGACCCUAAGUUAAGGAUUCAAACACAUAUAUCGGAAAACAAGUCGGAAAUAUCAUUUACCCGUGAGCUAUUCCCCUCUGCCUCCAGUUACGCUGGUGUGUACGACAUGUUUGGUUUGCUGCGUCAGAAUACUAUUUUGGCGCACGCGGUACACUUGACAGAGGACGAAAUUGAUCUUAUCAAGUCCAAGGAUGCAGGUAUAAGUCAUUGUCCCACAAGUAAUUUCAACCUGAGCAGUGGCAUCGCACCUGUAGGAGUCUAUUUGGACAAAGGGAUUAAGGUCGGUCUAGGAACCGAUGUUUCUGGAGGCUUCAACGUAUCCAUUCUCAACGCCAUACAAAACGCGAGUGUUGCGGCCAAGGUCUGUUCUCUUCAAACUGGGAACUCUGGAUCAGAAUCAAGUUCGAUGUCUGCUAUAUAUGCCAACAAACAAUUGUCGAUUCCCUCUUUAUUCUAUCUCGCCACCAUAGGCGGAGCGGCUGUCUGCGGUUUGGAAAACCAAGUCGGGUCCUUUGCUACUGGGAAAAGUUUUGACGCACUGAUAGUAAAUGUCCGCGACGAAGCUGGCAACCCCACCAUUUGGGGCUUGGACGACACGAAUUUCACGAAUCUUUCAAUCGAAGACAAAAAAAAACAUUUGGAAGGUUGGCUCGAACGAUUCUUGUUUUGUGGUGAUGAUAGAAAUAUCGAAAGAGUGUACGUGCAGGGCACCUUCGUCGGCGGAAGGACGUUUCGAAGGUAG